UUACCACGUGCUUUAUUGUAAUCAGCAUAAACAGGACACUAACCACUAAUAUAUCAUGCACUUUUUAUAAUAAAUCAAAUCAAUAUUGCGUUAAUAGGCACAAAACAGAGCAUCUUUUACUGAUUACUUAACAUAUAUUGAAAUCGAAAUAUCACAAUAUUACAAAGAAUUUUUGUGAGAAUCGAUUCUGGAACUUGUAGUGCUAGUAGCAAUCUUCAGAUGAUACGUUUGUUAUUACCGCGGUAUAGGUUAUGUUAUGAUUUAAAAAUUCAAAGAAACGACAAAAUGAAUAUUGUCAGCAGACAGUGGACUCGAAUUUUUAAGACAGAUAUAAUGCAUAAUCAAUUUUGUAUUCUUGGAAGAGCCCUUGCUUACAAAAGUGCUUUUUCUCUUGAUAAGCUAUAUCCCACAAGCAAUUUAAAACUGUUCACGCCAACCUUUGUUCCUGAUGAUCCAAAUGCUAAAUUUGAUGGCUAUAUACCAAUUAAAGAACUUGAUAUCACCUAUAGUCGUAGCAGCGGUGCUGGAGGACAGCAUGUAAAUCGCACAAAUAGUAAAGUAGAUCUAAGGUUGCAUGUAGAAAGUGCUACGUGGCUAGCAGAGAGUAUUAGAAAUAAAUUAUUGGAACAGUAUAAAAAUAAAUUAUCUAAAGAGGGUUACUUAAUAAUCAAGUCAGAGUUAACAAGAUCUCAACAAUUAAAUUUAGCUGAUGCUCUUCAAAAAUUGAGAGAAAUAAUAUGGGAAGUGGCAAAACCACCAUCAGAAAUACCUCCUGAAACUUUGGAAAUGAAAAGAAAACAGCAUCUUCGAGCAGCAAGACAAAGGCUUUUUGAAAAACGAAGACGUUCUGAAAUCAAACAAUCUAGAGGAGCUCCUACUAUGGACUUUUAAUCUUCUUUAUGUUAUAUAUUGUACAUAGAACAAUAUACUUUUCAAUAAAUGAGAUAUGAUACAAAAUGUGUAAUCAUAAAAUAUAUGUACGUAUUAUUGUAACAGUAAUGAUUUUGAAUAUUAGAUGGUGGCUUUCUUAAUUUUUA
Bombus huntii is the source of this 1037-nucleotide messenger RNA. Its product is annotated as peptidyl-tRNA hydrolase ICT1, mitochondrial-like. The record is from RefSeq and is a predicted model, not a curated record. The transcript is spliced from 3 exons. Gene Ontology annotation, cellular component: mitochondrial large ribosomal subunit. Gene Ontology annotation, biological process: mitochondrial translational termination. Bases 220 to 891 code for a protein of 223 amino acids. Lineage: Eukaryota; Metazoa; Arthropoda; Insecta; Hymenoptera; Apidae. Gene Ontology annotation, molecular function: translation release factor activity.